AAAUACAAAUUUUGUUCGUUAAAUUUUUCGUUUUACACAAAUUCUAGUAGUGUCACACAACAAAAUUUUCUAGCCAGCAAAAUUGUUCGUAAUAUUUUUUAGUUGAAUUUGUUUUGGUCUUGGGUUCUUUUUAGUCGCGUUCCAAAAAUGCCUUCGUAUCGCGAUCUGUUGCUGUUUCGUUCGGCCAGUCGGUUGCUCUCGUUUCAGAGAACCAUCCGCGAGGCACCGAGUUGCCUGCGUACCUAUGCGACCAAGUGCAAGAAGCCGAAGGGCGUGGUCGUCGGGGUCUACCAGAGGGACAGCGACAAGCCGCCAAAGACCACAGAGAAUGCUGUGACCCUGGACGACUCGGUGGGCGGUAAGGUGAUACAGUGGAUCCGUGAACGAAACAUGGACGGCAGCCCGGGCAAGGGGCUGCUGUUCAGCGGCAUAGAGGGUGAAUACCAGGCGAUUGCCGUCGUGGGUGUUGGGGACUAUGACGCCGCCUUCGAUGAGGAGGAGGAAAUGGAUAUGGGCAUGGAGAAUGUCCGUUUGGCCGCCGGUGCUGGCGCUCGCGCCCUACAGCUGCAGGGAAUGAGCGAGGUGCACGUGGAUGGCAUGGGCUAUCCAGAGCAGGCCGCCGAGGGCGCCUCCUUGGCCGUGUGGCGCUUCAACAUGAACAAGAGGAAGAAGAAUCGCACAAAGACGCCAAAGCUGGACCUGUAUGGCAAGGGGGACCGUGAGGCCUGGACCCGUGGCCUGUUCAAGGCCGAGUCCCAGAAUCUGGCACGUCGUCUCUCCGAUAUGCCAGCGAACAUGAUGACCCCGUCCAUCUUCGCCCAGGCUGCCGUCGAUGCUCUGUGCCCCUGCGGCGUGACGGUGGAGGUCCGUUCCAUGGACUGGAUCGAGGACAUGGGCCUGUCGUCGUUCCUAAUGGUCGCCAAGGGUUCCUGCGAGCCGCCCCUGAUGCUCGAGUGCGCCUACUGCGGCACUGCCCCGGAGGAGAAGUCCAUUCUGCUACUCGGCAUGGGCUUGACCUUUAACAGUGGCGGCCUCUGUCUGAAGGGCAAGACGGGCAUGGACCAGUAUCGCGGCGCCCUGGCUGGAGCUGCCGUCUGUGUGGGCGUGCUCCGAGCCGCUUCUGCCCUCUCGCUACCGAUGAACAUAUCGGCGAUCAUUCCGCUCUGCGAGCACAUGCCCUCCGGCAUGGCGGUCAAGUGUGGCGAUGUGGUGACCCUGCUCAAUGGCAUCACCAUGGGCAUCAAGGAUGUGGGCAAGGCGCCUGUUGUGGUGAUGGCCGAUCCUCUGCUCUACGGCCAGGCCACGCACAAACCCAAAAUGAUCAUUGACAUCGGCACGGUGGCUCAAGGCGUCAACUAUGGACUCGGUGGAGGCGCCACUGGGCUGUGGACCACCUCGGACUUUGUGCACAAGGAAUUCCGCAAGGCUGGCGGCAUAACUGGUGAUCGGAUAUGGCGCUUCCCGCUCUUCAAGUACUACCACCAGAUAGUCACCAAGAACACCACCUACGAUCUGAGCAACUGUGGCCGUGGACCGGCCACCUCCUGCCUGGCCGCUGCCAUCCUACGCAGCCUCGUCCCUUGCGUCGAUUGGGCGCAUUUGGAUAAUCGUGGCACCGGCAUGCUGACCAGAACCAACCCAUUGCCCUAUUUGCUCAAAGAUCAGAUGACCGGUCGCCCCACACGCACCAUUAUCCAGUUCCUGUACCAGCUCGCCUGCUCUCAGUCUUAGUCUCAGCAUCUCUUUUGAUCGUUCUAAAACACAUUGUAAUUUGGCUUGAAACAUCAAUGUUAGAACCCACCCAACCCACUGACCGAACGCGCACCACUCCCAAUAUGAUUCAGUUAAUUUAUCAACUGGCCUGCUAGCCAGUUGCCAGUUCCAGUCUAAAUUUUGGUUAUAAUCUUAUCAAGCACAUUGUUGUAAUUUGGCUUGAAACUUCAAUGGUUUAAAUAUGUAAAUGAUAUUCCCAAUAAAUAAGUUUGUUGGAUGGA
This is a messenger RNA of Drosophila guanche, 1994 nucleotides long. It is a transcript of the gene loopin-1, whose product is annotated as cytosol aminopeptidase. The record is from RefSeq and is a predicted model, not a curated record. The transcript has a single exon. Lineage: Eukaryota; Metazoa; Arthropoda; Insecta; Diptera; Drosophilidae. Gene Ontology annotation, biological process: proteolysis. The coding region runs from base 148 to 1731 and encodes 527 amino acids. Gene Ontology annotation, cellular component: cytoplasm. Gene Ontology annotation, molecular function: metalloaminopeptidase activity; manganese ion binding.